AUGGCGCUCCAACAUUUUUCAAAGGUCAAGUUCUUCAAUGUCACGGUUCCCGCGCAAUAUGUCGUGCACAUCGAGAUCAACCGUCCACAAAAGCUCAAUGCCUUUUUUACGCCCAUGUGGUUUGAACUAAAGGCCAUCGUGCAACAAUUAUCCCACGACCCCGAUGUCCGGUGUAUCUUGCUUUCGGGGGCUGGAGACCGAGCCUUCACUGCAGGCCUGGAUGUUGAGCAAGCAGCCAAAAGUGACAACCCCCUCUCAGCCGACAUCGCGGAUCCCUCACGCAAGGCGACCGUGAUACGGAGGGAAAUACUUGACCUACAGGAUGUCAUCUCGGCCGUGGCGCGUUGCGAGAAACCCAUAAUUGCCCUAAUGCAUGGGUACACCUACGGGCUCGGGAUUGAUCUAUCAUCAGCAUGCGAUGUGCGCUUUUGCGCCGCCGACACCAAAUUCUGCGUCAAGGAGGUUGAUAUUGGGUUGGCGGCGGACGUGGGGACUCUAAGCAGACUCCCCAAGGUGGUGGGAGGGGUGACCAGUUGGGUGAAGGACGUUUGUCUCAGUGCACUACCAUUUUCCGCCGAGGAAGCGCUCAAGAACAACUUUGUGAGCCGUGUGGUAAAUGGAAACAAGGCGGAUCUCAUCCAAGAAGGCCUCAAAUACGCCCAAUACCUAUCGACCAAGAGCCCUGUCGCCGUCCAGGGUACAAAGAACAUCCUCGACGCCGCCUGGGGGAGAACCGUCGAAGACAAUCUCAAUUAUACCGCGGUCUGGAAUGCGGGUAUGGUGCAGAGCUCUGAUGUUAAGAGAGCCAUGCUCAGCGGACUCCAAAAGAGGACGCCGACAUUUGAAAAGCUCUAG
Messenger RNA from Fonsecaea nubica, 855 nucleotides. RefSeq lists its product as hypothetical. The coding region runs from base 1 to 855 and encodes 284 amino acids. NCBI's taxonomy places the organism in Eukaryota, Fungi, Ascomycota, Eurotiomycetes, Chaetothyriales, Herpotrichiellaceae. Gene Ontology annotation, cellular component: mitochondrion. The record is from RefSeq and is a predicted model, not a curated record. Gene Ontology annotation, molecular function: delta(3,5)-delta(2,4)-dienoyl-CoA isomerase activity. The transcript has 2 exons.